This is a messenger RNA of Ectocarpus siliculosus, 1611 nucleotides long. Lineage: Eukaryota; Phaeophyceae; Ectocarpales; Ectocarpaceae. The record is from the annotation of a GenBank genome assembly.
AUGGGAGACUUCGUUGCCAGCUCCAUGGCGGCGACGGCCACCGCGGCCGGCGGCGGCGGCGGCGGCGGCGGCGGCGGCGGCGUACCUGCUGACCUCCGCGCCACCUUUGCCGCCCACGGGCAGGAUCACGUGUUCAAGUACGUCGACAGCGGUGCGGUCAAGGCCGGGUCGGACGAGAUCUCCGCCCUCGUCGCCCAGCUGCGCACCAUCGAUCCUGCCCGCAUGAACCAGCUCCAUCUCUCUACCACAGCGGCGGCAGCAGCCGCCGACGCCGACGGCAGCGGCGGCGGAGCCGCGCAAGACAUGGAGCCCAUCGAAUCCUUCGGCAGCGUCGCCUCCGCGCACCCAGACGAGGCCGCCCGGUGGUUCGAGACCGGCCUUGGCGCCGUGAGGGACGGGAAGGUGGCCGUGGUGGUCCUCUGCGGCGGACAGGGCACCCGCCUAGGCUUCGACGGUCCCAAGGGGAUGUACGACAUCGGUCUCCCGUCCGGCAAGACCCUGUUCCAGCUGCAGGCUGAGCGGCUGCGCCGGGUGUGCGCGUUGGCAGCGGGUUGUAGUGGUAACGCUUCCGACGGCGGUAGCAAUGGCGCCGCCGCCGCCGUUGCCACGCCGCGCAUCCCCUGGUACAUCAUGACGAGCCCCCUGAACGACGCCGCGACCAGGGAGUUCUUCGCCGCUAGCGACUACUUCGGCGUCCCGAAAGAGGACGUAUUCUUCUUCUCCCAGGGCACGCUCCCGUGCAUGACGCGCGAGGGCAAGAUCAUCCUCGAAACCGGGAGCAGGGUCGCCAUGGCGCCGGACGGCAACGGCGGAAUCUACCCGGCGCUGCAGCGGAAGGGCGCUCUCGCCGACAUGCGCUCCCGGGGGGUGGAGCACGUGCACGUGUUCUCGAUCGACAACGCCCUCGUGCGCAUCGCGGACCCUCACUUCCUUGGCUACUGCAUCGAGAAGAAGGCUGACUGCGGGAACAAGUCGGUGUGGAAGUCCGAGCCCGGGGAGAAGGUCGGCGUCGUCGUCAAGCGGGGCGGGAAGCCGUGCGUCGUGGAGUACUCGGAGAUGGAAAAGGAGGCCUGCGAGCGGCGCGAGGGGUCCUCCAACGGGACCGGCGGCGGCGGCGGCGGCGGCAGGCUCGUCUUCGGCGCCGGCAACAUCUGCAACCACUACUUCUCGCUCGCAUUCCUGGAGGACACCGUGCUCCCCGGGAUGGCCGACAUGUACCACGUCGCGCACAAGAAGAUCCCGGCGGCGGACGGGUCCCACGGGACGACCCUCAAGCCCGCCGAGAACAACGGCAUCAAGCUAGAGUCCUUCAUCUUCGACGUCUUCCCGCUCUCCAAGAACAUGGUGCUGUUCGAGGCCGCCCGCGAGGACGAGUUCGCCCCGGUCAAGAACGCCCCCGGGAGUUCCACCGACUCCCCGGACACCGCGCGCGAGAUGAUCUCGCGGCAGGCGAGGCGCUGGGCCGCGGCGGCAGCGGCCGCCGCGGGGGGGGGCGCCACGUCCGGUGGGGACGAGGGGCUGUGCGAGAUUUCUCCCUUGGUUUCCUACGGCGGGGAGGGCUUGGAGGGUAGGGCGGGCGAACUUUCGGAAGUGCCGUUCCACAUCGAAUGA